This is a messenger RNA of Theobroma umbraticum, 1382 nucleotides long. Its product is annotated as 3-hydroxyisobutyryl-CoA hydrolase 1-like. Gene Ontology annotation, biological process: L-valine catabolic process. Lineage: Eukaryota; Viridiplantae; Streptophyta; Magnoliopsida; Malvales; Malvaceae. Gene Ontology annotation, molecular function: 3-hydroxyisobutyryl-CoA hydrolase activity. The record is from RefSeq and is a predicted model, not a curated record.
AUGGCUUCAUCCGUUUCUUCCCAACAGGAUCAGGUUCUAGUAGAAGCAAACUCCUUCGCAAGAAUUCUAAGCUUAAACAGGCCUAAGCAGCUUAAUGCUCUUUCAUUUCAGAUGAUUUCUUGCUUAUUGGAACUUUUUCUUGCCUAUGAGGAGGAUCCUAAUGUCAAGCUGGUAAUAUUGAAGGGUAAAGGAAGAGCAUUUUGUGCUGGUGGAGAUGUUGCAGCUGUGGUACGUGAUAUUAGAGGAGAUGAUUGGAGAGCAGGAGCCAAUUUUUUUUUGAAGGAGUUCACCUUAAAUUAUUUGAUGGCAACCUAUAGCAAACCACAGGUUUCAAUUCUUAAUGGAAUUGUUAUGGGAGGUGGGGCUGGUGCUUCAGUGCAUGGUAGAUUCCGUGUUGCAACUGAGAACUCGGUUUUUGCAAUGCCUGAAACAGCUUUGGGACUCUUCCCAGAUGUAGGUGCAUCAUAUUUCUUGUCAAGACUCCCUGGAUUUUUCGGAGAGUACGUUGGUCUUACCGGUUCAAGGUUGGAUGGUGCAGAAAUGCUUGCAUGUGGCCUCGCAACACACUUUGUCCCUUCAACUAAGUUAGCCAUGUUAGAAGCUGCACUGUGCAUUGUAGAUUCCAGUGAUCCAGUAAUCAUUUCCUCAAUUAUUGAUCAAUACUGUGAGCAACCCUCAUUGAAAGAGCAGAGUGUGUACAAUCGAUUAGAUGUCAUUGAUAGAUCCUUCUCUCAAAAAACGGUUGAAGAAAUUAUAUCUGCUCUUGAGAGGGAGGUUGUUCACAAAAUGGAUGUUUGGAUCUCUACAACAAUUCAAACAUUGAAAAAGGCUUCACCAACAAGUCUUAAAAUUUCUCUUAGAUCAAUUAGAGAAGGGAGGCUCCAAGGUGUAGGUCAAUGCCUUGUUCGUGAGUAUAGAAUGGUUUGUCAUGUCAUGCGGGGAGAAGUCAGCAAAGACUUUCUUGAGGGUUGCAGGGCUAUACUACUGGAUAAGGAUAAGAACCCAAAGUGGGAGCCAUCCAAAUUGGAGAUUGUUACUGAUAGUAGGGUUGACCGGUAUUUCUCCAAGAUGAACACUGAAGAAUGGGAAGAUCUAAAGCUUCCCACUAGAUCUAAGCACAACUUGCCAGUAUAUGCCAUUGCAAAGCUUUAGAUGACAUUUGAAAUGAUGUUAAGAGUUUAGGGCAGAAAGUUGUAAAAUCUAUAAUAAGCAAAGCCAGUUUGGGUAUAUGCAUGUCAAUCCCUUGAUCAGUCAUAAGCUGUUAUUGGCAUUUUACAUGGCCAACUGGUUAAAUUAUAUGAACCCAAUAACAAAUGUUACAGUUAAUGAUAUUGUUUAUGCAUUUUAUUGGAGGGGAGGCGUUGCACUCUCCAUUUCAAGCA